AUGGCAAAACGAAAACGUUCUUCCGCAGCUGGCAUCGAAGUUGGUGCUGGCAGUACUACUGCGAUACCACUGCCGAACGGCGUCAAUCAAGCACGCGUCUCCCGAACACCAAUACCGCCUCCAAAAAAUGACACGACGGAACCCACGCUCUCGCGGCGAUCUUCUCGGCGGAGUGCCACUAACAAAUCCCUGUUCAAUCCUGAUGAGAACAGAGAGAUAGUGGAUGGACCAAACGCACUUCGUGCCUCUCCUGAUAACGAAGUCAAUCGCAAUGUUGCCCCUAAACGAGUGAAGCGCGAAGAGACGCCUAUGUCCGAGCUGUCGUCACUCGCCGAGAGUACUGAAGAAGCGGUCGCUAAGAAGCCAAAGAAAGCAUCUAAGCCCAAGAAAACAGUUAUAGAUCCCACGAAGAACAGUCAUUCUUCGCAGAACAUCAAUAAUGCCGUAAAGAAAGAGCCUGCGACGCCGAACGUCGACCCAGAAGAUGAUGCGCUCGAGGAGGCAGACGAGGAAGAGCUACAGGAAGCUCUCACACGACCUCCGCCUGUGAAUAGCUCUGUAUUGCCAUUACCUUGGAAAGGUCGGUUAGGAUUCGCUUGUUUGAACACCUACCUACGGUACUCAAAUCCUCCAGUCUUCUGUUCUCGUACCUGCCGCAUUGCCUCAAUUUUGGAGCACAGACACCCUCUAGUUGAUCCAACGCAACCUGAACAUGCUACCAAAAACCGGCCCAAUAAAGAUCUACCUGCUGACCUCAGGCGAGGUCAGAAGUAUGUUGAAGACAUCGGCCUUGCGAAUGCUAGAGACAUCAUCAAGAUGGUGCGAUGGAACGACCGCUACGGAAUCAGAUUCAUGCGCUUGAGUUCCGAAAUGUUCCCUUUCGCCUCUCAUGAAGAGUAUGGAUAUAAGCUUGCACCAUUUGCGUCCGAGACUCUGGCAGAGGCCGGUAAAGUCAUAGCUGAGUUGGGUCACAGAGUGACCAUGCAUCCUGGACAAUUCACACAGCUGGGAAGUCCACGCAAGUCUGUUAUUGAUGGCUCCUUCCGGGAUCUCGAAUUUCAUGAUGAACUUCUUACUUUGUUGAACCUGCCACCUCAACAGGACAAGGACGCAGUCCUAAUACUACACAUGGGUGGUAUGUUUGGCGACAAAGCUGCAACCUUAGAUCGCUUCCGCGAGAACUAUGCGAAGCUGUCACAAAGCGUCAAAAAUCGCUUGGUAUUGGAGAACGACGACGUUAUUUGGUCCGUCCAUGACUUGCUUCCAGUAUGUCAAGAGUUGAACAUCCCGCUAGUCCUAGACUACCAUCAUCACAACAUCAUCUUUGAUGAAACUAAGCUUCGGGAAGGUACCCAAGACAUUAUUGAUCUGUACCCGGCAAUUACAGAAACAUGGAAGCGCAAGGGUAUCACACAGAAAAUGCACUACUCAGAGCCCACACCAGCAGCUAUCACGAAGAGGCAAAGACGGAAGCACUCGCCAAGGGUGAUGACCAUGCCCCCUUGCCCACAUGAUAUGGACUUGAUGAUCGAGGCCAAAGACAAGGAACAAGCCGUGUUUGAGCUCAUGCGCACGUUCAAGCUCCCUGGCUACGAGACGUUCAAUGAUAUCAUUCCCCAUGUACGUAACGACGACAACAAGCCAGUACGUGCUCCUAAGAAGAAGAAAACGCCUAAGAGGAAAAAGAAGGAUAGCACUGCCGAGGAAGAUGUAGACGACGCUGAAGAAGAGGAACCAGCACCUCGCAUCCCUAUCCCCGAGCAUGAAGUAGGAAUGGGCGGUCCUGAAGGUCGCGUCUAUUGGCCGCCAGGUAUGGAAGAGUGGCUACGUCCCAAGAAGCGCGAAGUGAAAAAGAAAGAGCCCGAUGAGACUCCGGCUGCUAAGAAGCGUAGAGCAACAACAACAACAGCUAUGGCAGCUUCAACCUCAAUGAAAGAUGAGGAACUUCCUACGGAGACACCAGUGAAGUCGAAGAAGUCUGCUACUUCCAACAAGGCUGCCACAAAGAAAACUGCGCCAAAGAAGAGUGUUACUAAAGCAAUCAUAACGCCGUCCACAUCUGAUGCGGAAGACGUUGUCUCAGAGCCUCCAAGCGACCUGAGUGCUGAAGACGAGCCAGCUAGCAGCCGAGCAAAGGGGAAAGGAACAGCUACUGCGCCAAAGCGGAGAAGUGUGAGGGCUAAUAAGGCUGCUGUUAGUUAUGCCGAUGGCGAUGACUAA
This is a messenger RNA of Pseudovirgaria hyperparasitica, 2220 nucleotides long. Its product is annotated as UV-endonuclease UvdE. NCBI's taxonomy places the organism in Eukaryota, Fungi, Ascomycota, Dothideomycetes, Acrospermales, Acrospermaceae. Gene Ontology annotation, biological process: response to UV; nucleotide-excision repair; mitochondrial DNA repair. Gene Ontology annotation, molecular function: endonuclease activity. Gene Ontology annotation, cellular component: nucleus; mitochondrion. The record is from RefSeq and is a predicted model, not a curated record. The transcript has 2 exons. The coding region runs from base 1 to 2220 and encodes 739 amino acids.